This is a messenger RNA of Closterium sp. Yama58-4, 2346 nucleotides long. Lineage: Eukaryota; Viridiplantae; Streptophyta; Zygnematophyceae; Desmidiales; Closteriaceae. The record is from the annotation of a GenBank genome assembly.
AUGUCGGAGUCAGCGCAACCUGCGGAGGCUCCUUCAAUCAAAUCCCCAUCCCCUGCCGCACCAGUGCCGUUCGAUCAAUGGGUCGGCAGUUUCGAUGCUGACGUGGCCGCGUCCCUCCCAAAUACAGGGAUCGACAUCGCGGAGAUUGUACGCGAUAGAGGCAUCUCCAAGGCUGUAGAUGUGCCUUAUUUCGACCUGCCCGAGCGGGUGAUCAAGUCAGCAUCUGGUUGGCUGGCGACGCAGGGCAGCAAAGACCUGGCAGCAGUGGCGGCUCUGCUCAUCCACGUGGAACUGCAUGAUAGGCCGCCCAGCGACGACGUGACCAUCUCCAAGGACGCGGCCCUCGCUCUGCUCGCCAUUCUCCUCCGCCUGCGACCCGCCACUCUCCAACAAGUGCCCGACGCGCUGCUGCCGUCCAUAAAAGACAAAAGGCCGUCCAGUGCCGAGCCGUUGCCGCCCAAGAACUCCCAGCAGCCGCCCACUGAGGAUGGUGCUUCCUCAGGCAGCCACGUGGCAGAGGGGGAUAGGCUGGCAAUCCUUGCAUGGAUAUACGGGCAGGCAGCGAGGGCGGACAGGGUGGCGGGCAUGUCGCUCUUCAUCCACUGCCUGCUGCCGCCUGCCAUCCAUCCCACCGCCCCGCCCUCCUGCACGCACCUCGCCCUCUCGUUUCUUGAGGAGGUGGUGUUGGAGAAUCGCAGGAAGGCCUACGCGGAGCUGCACAGGGGCGCUGUGAGGGGCGGGCUGCGCCUCGUACCGCCUGAGGCGCUGCGCUCGUUCCUGCUGGCUGCAUUCCCCGCCCAGGCCGACUGCACCGAGUUCACCCCGCGCUUCGCGCACGCGUACCUGAUAGUGAAGCAGCUGGCGCUGGUGAAGGGCACGAUCCCGGGGGACCCUGGCGAGUCUGACGCUGCCACACAGGCCGCCCUCGCCCGGACCAAGUCCACCCAGGAAGCUGCGGAGAAGCUGCUUCCGCUCAUGUUUGAGGCUGCAGGAGAAGGGUCAGAGGAGCUAAGGGAGGAGGCGAAUGCCAUCGUGCUGUGGUGCCUUAUGGAGAACCCCGCCUGCUACUCCCAAUGGGAGCGGCUGCACAGCGGGGCACUGGACACGUCACGGCACAUGCUGGCGGGCGUGGAGCGGCGGUGGGAGGAGGUGAAGCUGCAGCUCGCCCCCUAUGCGCCCCUCAGAGCCUUCCUGCUCGCCAUCCGCCGGCAGCACGCGCAAGCUCUGAGAGCUCUCGACCAAUCACAGGUGGAGGAACGGGCCACUAUCCGCCAGACAGACACAGUGGCAAGGAAGCUUCAGAGAAAGAUCUCUCGGUGUCCGAGCGAUCUUGGAGGCCCCACCGCUUUCGCACACUUUGUCCCCCUCUUCGCAUCCCACAACGCCGCCAUGGCGAAGUAUCCCGCAGCUGCUUCGUCGCUCAGCGGCACCGCUAACCCUAAUCCUGUCGACACUGCGGAUCCCGCCGCCAGGGCUCGCGCCGAGGCCUACGCGGACGGAGUCUCCGCUGCCGGAAGUGGCGGGGCUCGGAACGAGUGGAAGGAACGGAGGGAGCGGAUAGAGUCGCUGGGAUGGCUGACGGAAUCGGCGCUGAUGCCGAAGAAGCAGCGCGUGAUCGAGGGCGUGAGCGCGGGCAGCCUGGUGUCGCUGCGCGCCGAGCUAUACAAGAGCCAGGAGGACGCCAAGCGCGCCAAGGAAGAAGGCGGAGGGGAGCCGCGGGUUAGGCGCGCGGGAGGCGGAGCGGAAGGGGGGCCCGGGGACCUGUUUGGGGGGAGAAACGCGGGUGUUGAAGAACGCGCGCAUAGGGACGCGCUGCAGUGGAAGGCGGAGAGGGACGUGGCAGGGCAUCUGGAGCGCAAGGCAGCCAUCUACGCGCGCCUGGCCAGGGGGGAGCGCGCCGAGGGGGAGGGCGCGCAGGGGGAGGGGGCGGAUUGGGCGGGCGUGGAGGAGAAGUACAACGUUGACUUCCUGAGGCGGGGGACACUGGAGGAGGAGAGGCAGGAGAUGGAAAGAGAGAGGCGGGGAGAGGAGGCGCUGCUGUUGGGGGGUGCAGAAGGGGAUGGGGGAGAGGGGGGAAGGGAUGGGGGCGGAGGGGCAAUUGUGGUUGCCGGAGGGGGAAUGCCGUCGACACAGAGGGAGCUGAUAAGGGAGGUAAUUGAGGAGACGCGGACAGCACGGGAGAGAGCAGCGCUGCUGAAGGCCAAGAGGCAGCAGCAGGCGGAGCAGAAGAGGGAGAAGCUUCGUGCUGCCUUCCUCAAGCAGCAGCUGCUGAAGGAAAAGGCAAAGAAAAAAGACUCCAAAACGGCAGGAGGGAAGAAUGGGGGUGGGGAAGGAGGACAAUCAUAA